Camarhynchus parvulus is the source of this 768-nucleotide messenger RNA. RefSeq names its product proline-rich protein 2-like. The transcript has a single exon. Lineage: Eukaryota; Metazoa; Chordata; Aves; Passeriformes; Thraupidae. The record is from RefSeq and is a predicted model, not a curated record. The coding region runs from base 1 to 768 and encodes 255 amino acids.
AUGCCAUCCACCGGAGCUCAAAUCCGGCCACAGCGCCCGCAGAGCGUCCCGGAGCCGCAGUUCUGCGCGAGGAAGGGGCGCCCAGGAGGCGCCGGGGCCGCCGUGUCCGGCACCCGCACCCAGCACCGCCGCCCCCUCCUCACGGGAGAGCCGGCGCCGCUCCGCCACACCACCCGCUGCAGCGCCGACCCCAUCAUCCCCCUGCCCCAUCCCGGAGCCGCGAAACAAAGGGAGCCGGGGAGUCCCGGGGGAGCUGUACCUGUGCCGCCGAAGGGCGCUGCCCGCCGUCCCGCCACCGCCCGCCGCCUCCCGCCCCGAGCCGCCGGCGGACGCUGCCCUGCCGAGGAGCCGGAGCCGAGCGAGCGGGGCUCAGCCCCAGCCCCUCCCCGCCAGCCCGCACGCCCGCCCGAAGGGGCGGAGGCGCCGCCGCCCGCCCCGGGCCCGCAGCGCCGCCCGGCGGGCACCGCUCCCCGCGCGGGGUCCGGGCUGCACCGAACCCACGGGAUCCGCCAACCCCCGGGCUGCACCGAACGCCGGGCUGCACCCGCUCCUCAGGCUGCGCUGAACCCCCGGGCUGCACCCGCUCCUCAGGCUGCGCUGAACCCCCGGGCUGCACCGAGAUCCCACACUACACCGAACCCCCGGGGCUGCACCGAACCCCCGCGAUCCCCCGCCCUCCUCACCUGGUCUCUCCCGCGCUUCAGACCCGCCCGCUCUGCAGUUCUUCAGUUCAUUUCUUUCACCCUCACCUUAAUCGUCAAAAACUAA